AAGUCAGCUGAUAUAGUUCCUUUAACGACUAGCUGUAGUUAGUCAUGCAUAUAUAUUGGUAAAUUUGUUGUAUAUAUGAAAAAUAUAUAUACUUUUUUUUAAUAUAUAUUUAUUGUAACGGGCCAAUGCAAUUUUAAAUUUACCGCGAAGUGUAUACAGAGAGAGGCUCGCCUGUGACUCUGUCUGUGACUCUCCAUCAGCUAACUGCUAACACCUGUUUUGGUUCUCCACCUGUCAGGCUGAACGACAUGGCGAAUUCAUUUACACUUGGUGCAAGAUUUCAUGACAAGAUAGAAGAGUUAUUGGAGAAGAAAUGCUGUAAAUCAUCAGAUCUCAUUGAGGAACUACAAGCACUUAAAGAGCAGACUGUUAUCUCGUUUAAAACAGCCAGGAAACUGCAGACACUUCUUCAGCAAAAUGGAUAUCCAGUUUACCUUCACGAGCUGCUUGAAGACAGCAUGCUUUAUCUUCCAAAAGUGGAGCCGCCGCCAAGAAACCCUCAGCUAGUGGCUCGUCUGGAGAAGAUUAAAGCAAAACUGGCAAAUGAGGAAUACCAGAGGAUCACGAGGAACGUAAAUCCCCAGGAAAUUAACAAUCAUGGAACCCUGGCAGACUUUGGAAGACAAGUGCGGUCUGUCAAAGCGGUCAUUGUUACUAUCUUCAACUUCUUGGUAACGGUGGUUGCAGCCUUCGCUUGCGCCUACAUUGGCAGUCAGUACAUCUUCACAGAAACUACAGCGAGAGUAAUAUCAGCAGUGAUCGCAGCAUCUGUAGUUGGUCUAGCAGAGCUUUAUGUCUUGGUUCGCACUAUGGAGGGUGACCUGGGAGAGCCGUAACAUUUUUUUUUUCAUCACUCGGAAAUUAUGACUUGUUAUUUCCUGGAUGUUGUCAUGGACCACAUUAGACUCUAUUUACUCCUAAUUUAUCAUCCGGCAAGACGUGGAGAUCUUUAGAAAGAUAUAUUAUAUUUGAAAAAAUAUUAAGUCUGUGGUGGACCUGCGAGUUAAAAUUUUAAUAUACGGAUGUAAUGGAGGUGUUUAAGUGUGGAGAAUUUAUUUGUGUACAUUAAUUAUUAAGAUCUUUUUUUGUUAAUCAAGAUCAUGCAGUUUGAUUUUUUUUAUCCACUAGAUGGCAUGUAACCCCUACAUAAAAUGUCAAUGGACUGUGAUGAUACAGUAUUUUGUAAAGCUGGAACAAGUCCUUGCACAAUAUUUUGUUUAGGAAAAGUACGUUCUGGUUUAAGAACUGUAUAAUGAUCUGUUUGUAGAAUAUAUAUAUAUUUUUUUUUUUCCCCAGAAGAUUUCCUGAAAAUUGACUGUUCACAGUAGAUUCACUGAUCCAUCAUGGGACUUAAAAAUGUUUAACAGUUAAAUGUCUUGUCUUGACUUCUUGGUUGACAUGCACUAUGUUGCGUUAGAGAGAAUGAGAUUUUUUUUUUCUUUCAUAAGGCUGUAGAAAAAGUUUUUCGUACAUUUGC
Clarias gariepinus (North African catfish) is the source of this 1477-nucleotide messenger RNA. It is a transcript of the gene vma12, whose product is annotated as transmembrane protein 199. Gene Ontology annotation, biological process: vacuolar proton-transporting V-type ATPase complex assembly. NCBI's taxonomy places the organism in Eukaryota, Metazoa, Chordata, Actinopteri, Siluriformes, Clariidae. The record is from RefSeq and is a predicted model, not a curated record. Gene Ontology annotation, cellular component: endomembrane system. The transcript has 7 exons. Bases 249 to 836 code for a protein of 195 amino acids.